GUUGUCCUCUUGCGUUGAACAGUAAAAUUAUACAUUCUACAUUUAAUAAAAAAAAAAGGAAAAACUUUUUUGCGUGCCUCCAGUUUCCCUUCUGAAGCACAGCAGGUGACUUUUUAUUUUACUUGAUUUCUUCAGCGACGCUGGUUGUGGAGGAUGAGUGCAUUCCCUUCUACAACUGGCACUCAACCUCGCUCACCCCCCACCCCAAGUUUUUCUUUCUUUAAACAAAAAUAACUUGGCCUUAAAGGCAGGUAAGGGGAGAGGGCCUCCUGCUGCGAGGUUGCAGAUAUUUUGCUGCCCUUGCAGGGUUCGCAGAGAGAAGAAGAGCUGACGAAGGAGGAGAAAGUCACGGAGAAAAUGUGGGACCCGAAAAAGCCAGCACAAAGGGUGUCAAUUGCAUGGCAUUGAUUGAGGACCCAUGCUACAUGUACCUAACCUGCAAAAGCUUAUGGGACCCUGACUCUCUCAAAGCUGCUUCCGCACUUUCUGAAUUCAUGAUGAAUAGGAGGAAUGAUUGGCCUUCCAUUUCAACUUUGAAGAAUGCCAUCAUCUCAAUCAUAGGCAAAAGUGAUGAGAUGAAUGUCUAGCAAAAAGGAUUUUCUUUCUAAAUCCAAGUGGUACCUGAAACUUGAUAGCUCGGCAAAUCCAGUAGACCGGCAGUAGCACUUCCUGAGAGUGCAAUUCCAGCAUCUUGGACUGGGAUGGAGAAUGACAUUUUCAAUGGCUCAUUCCUCAAUUUUAGUCAAAGUAACAUGAUUCUUGAUCCAACCUUUGGUUCUUUUCUCCAGUCAGGCAUACCGGGCAACAACAUCCACAGGCAAAUGUUUGCCGGUAAUCUCUUUGUUUCUGCAGUUCAAGACACAGCAACUGCUGAUGUUUAUUUGACAAGCAGUGAAGCUAGUCCAUUUAGUGGCACCUCGUUUUCUAGAACCUUUACUCAGAUUGGUAAUGAUUCAUUCAAUCGAUCCAUUGCCAAUGUUGGCCUCCGUGAGCAUUUUUCAGGAACUUCCCUUUCUGCCACUUCACUUGCUAAUCUUUUAUCUUCCACCACCUGUGUGCCAGAAAACAGUACGGGGGAGGAUAUGAUAGUUACUUCAUCACUUGCAGCAUCACCUCACUGUAACUUUGGGUCGCCAAGUGAUAUCAAUCUCAUGUGGAAUCAGAGCGAAUUGGUCGGUCAUCAAGUGCCUUUAGGCAAAACAUUCAGUGUAGUUCAACCAUCCUAUCAUAUAAAGAAGGGUUCACUGCCUGGUUGGAACUGUCACGACCCGAAUUGGAAUUUCUGGCAUGCUUAUGGCAACCCAGCACCGGCUCCAGGUAGUGAACUUUCUCUCAGUGUUGGUUCCUGUCAGCCAUGUGGCCCAUGUCUCACCGACGCUGGCAAUAUUGCUGAUCAAUGCUCCGAGAUAAGCUGUUCUGCUGUGACUCAAGUUACAUCAGCAGACAGUGCGCGCCGUUCAACUGAGUUUCAAGCUUCCAAUCAUGCUAACCAAAGCUCUCUCAAUGAUUUCUGUUUGAGAAUGGCACAAAAGGAGAAUAAUGCAUGCACUGAGAAGCCUUCUCGAAAUCACAGCUCUUCUCGCUUCGUUCAGUUAUCCCAUAUGUUGUCAAGAUCAAAAUAUCUUGAUGCAGUGCAAGAAGUUCUUGCUGAAUUUGCUACAUGUGCACUAGCAGAUUUCAACAACAUGAAUGAUUCACCGGAGGCUAAAGUGUCUUUUUCUUCAAGCUGCUCUAGCACGCCAGAACACCCUAUAACUGUUUCAGAAUUGCUACUUGCAUUUGGGCAAACUGAAACUCUGGACAAUGUGGAUUCUCAAAUGUGCCAGGAAGCUAAUAGAAAGAAAAGUGAGCUGCUAACAAUGCUUCAAUUGGUGGAUCACAGUUACAAUCACUGCUUGGAGCAGAUGCAAGAUGUCAUGGCCUCUUUUGUUUCCCUAAUCCAGUCAAGCACCUCUGAUCGCCAUGCCCGCUUUGCAUUACAUUCAGUUUCUUCACUAUAUAAAAGCUUAAAAAGGAGAAUUACUAGUCUGGUUAUACUGAUUGCUCAACAAUCUGGUGCCGAAAAACUCAAAGGAAAGGAAAAGAACCUUGAAUCCUCAUUGCUCCAGAAGCAGUGGGCUCUGCAACAGCUGAAGAAGAGUGAACAACAAUCUUGGAGGCCACAGAGAGGUUUGCCUGAAAAAUCUGUCUCCGUUCUACGAACUUGGAUGUUCGAGAACUUUUUGCAUCCUGUGGAUGAUCUCAGGUACCCAAAAGACAAUGAGAAGCAUUUACUUGCAAUAAGAAGUGGUUUGACUCGGAGUCAGGUGUCGAAUUGGUUUAUAAAUGCUCGUGUGCGUCUUUGGAAACCGAUGAUUGAAGACAUGUACUCAGAGCUCAACAAAAAGAGAACAGAUGAAGCAUUGGAUGGUGAAAGCAGGAGCGAAAAUGGAAACCUUUGCGGUCCAAGUUUUCUAGCCAUGUAAGGAUCCAAGCUUCUACUAGAACUGUUCAAGUAAUUCUCAGCAUUUGGCCAUGGCAACUCUUCUUCAUGGUGAGAAAAUGAUGUUAUCAUUUGUACUUAUUGGUUCUUGUACUGUCGAUCCAAGAUUCAGUAUAUGAUGUUAUCAUUUGUACUUAGAGGAUGAGAUUGAUUGAGCAAGUUGCAUGAGUCAAGUUGUUGGGGUAGGACGAAUGAAUCAGUUGAGCUAAUCAAGCUAGAUGAGCACGGUUAGACCAUGUGAUAUAGCUAGCC
Molecule: messenger RNA, 2734 nt
Organism: Zingiber officinale
Lineage: Eukaryota; Viridiplantae; Streptophyta; Magnoliopsida; Zingiberales; Zingiberaceae
Product: homeobox protein ATH1-like
Exons: 8
Coding region: 702-2465 (587 amino acids)
Biological process (GO): regulation of transcription by RNA polymerase II
Molecular function (GO): RNA polymerase II cis-regulatory region sequence-specific DNA binding; DNA-binding transcription factor activity, RNA polymerase II-specific
Source: RefSeq, a predicted model, not a curated record